AACACAACAAAGCCACCACAGAUCUCUUGGCCGAGAAAUAACAGAAGAAAUCCCCUUUACAACUGUAGUAGCAAAAUUAGGAGGGGAAAAAGUCUGCGUGUUUGAUAGGGAAAAAGGAGCUUUCCACCUUUUCCUCGGUCUCUCCGUCGCAUUUUCUAUUUCUCAAUUUUGUCUCUUCCAUAUUUUUUUUAGCUGUCCAGGUUGAUUGGAGGAGGAAUUUGAGUGGUUUUCUUCACCGAUCUCUUCUCCAAGAAAUGUCAGCUAUUUCGAAUUUUACGGCGUGCCGGCGUUUCCAAAAUGGAGCUGCAUUAACAAAAGACUCACCUGGGGUUGGUUUGAUUACUAACAAGUUUCUGACGACCAAGAUUUCUACGCCAUUUCCGAAGGUGUCUCUUGUUCAUUCAAAAAGGAUGUUUAAAGGUUCAAAUAUAAGAAUGACAAUGGUAGACGAGAGACUUUCCAGCGGGAAGGUUGUUGUGCCAUCUGAAGUGCUGGCAUAUGAGCUCGUUCAAGGAGCAAAAGUAAAAUGGAGUUAUAUUAUGGAGGGAUCGUUGCCCGAACCACCGACUGCUGUUCUCUUGCAUGGUAUUCUUGGCAGCAGGAAAAACUGGGGAAGCUUUGCUAGGAGAUUGGCCCAAGAAUUUCCGAAAUGGCAGUUUCUCCUGGUGGACUUGCGGUGCCAUGGUGAUUCAGCAUCUCUCAAGAAGAGAGGCACACAUACAGUUGCAUCAGCUGCUCUUGAUGUCCUAAAGCUGCUUGGCCAGCUCAGACUGACUCCCCGAGUUGUAGUUGGUCACAGCUUUGGAGGAAAAGUUGCAUUGAGCAUGGUUGAGCAGGUUCCAAAGCCCCUUGCACGGCCAGUUAGAGUCUGGGUUCUAGAUGCUACUCCAGGAGAGGUUCGAGCUGGUGCAGAUGGAGAUGAUCAUCCAGCUGAAUUGAUAUCAUUUCUGAGUAAAUUACCAAAAGAGGUCUCUUCAAAACGAGAUAUUGUGGAGGCUCUUAUACAAGAAGGUUUUUCCAGGGAUGUUGCACAGUGGGUGGUAACUAACCUUCGUCAAACCAACACUGCUGGUUCAUCUCCUUCACCUUUGUCAUGGGUGUUUGAUCUCAAGGGUAUUGCUGAAAUGUAUCAAUCAUAUGAAGAAACAAAUCUGUGGAAAAUUGUGGAAGAUGUUCCUCGGGGCGUGCAUGUUAACUUUUUGAAAGCAGAAAGAAGUCUGCAUAGAUGGGCCCUUGAGGAUAUUAGAAGAAUCCAUGUUGCUGAGGAACAGGCUGUAGAGGAAGGAGGUGGAGUCGAAAUGCAUGUCCUCGAAGAUGCAGGUCAUUGGGUACAUGCUGAUAACCCAGAUGGGCUAUUCAAGAUCCUUUCAUUUUCCUUCCAAGGAUUUUAGGCUCAAGGAAUUCUGGCAUUGGUCAUAUGACCUGGAAUAUCGGUUGUGAACCCCUUGCAACCUAUAGAUUGCAGAAAGAUCCAAUUUUUUUUGUAGUAUAGUGUAUAUCAUCUCAUUCAUUGUGAUUUGCUUGUUCUAGAAUGUGAUGUGCAGAAAUUAGAUUGGUGAGGCUAUUUCACCUUCAAAGCUGAGUACACGAUACAGAAUUGUGCAAAGAACUUCUUUACCAGUUCUGUCCUGUUGGGUCAUUAAACACCAGCUUUACUGGGUAAUUUCCCCUCUAAAUGUAAAGAGAAUUUAUCCUCUUCAAAUGAAUAUGAUUCUACCAAUUCAUACAUCAAA
Molecule: messenger RNA, 1733 nt
Organism: Solanum verrucosum
Lineage: Eukaryota; Viridiplantae; Streptophyta; Magnoliopsida; Solanales; Solanaceae
Exons: 13
Coding region: 255-1391 (378 amino acids)
Source: RefSeq, a predicted model, not a curated record